Molecule: messenger RNA, 1158 nt
Organism: Nilaparvata lugens (brown planthopper)
Lineage: Eukaryota; Metazoa; Arthropoda; Insecta; Hemiptera; Delphacidae
Product: gastrula zinc finger protein XlCGF71.1-like
Exons: 2
Coding region: 33-614 (193 amino acids)
Biological process (GO): regulation of transcription by RNA polymerase II
Cellular component (GO): nucleus
Molecular function (GO): RNA polymerase II cis-regulatory region sequence-specific DNA binding; DNA-binding transcription factor activity, RNA polymerase II-specific
Source: RefSeq, a predicted model, not a curated record
UUGCGUAUUCACACCAAUGAGAAGCCUUUCUCAUGUGUGCAAUCUGUACAAAAAGAUUUUCUCAAUCAAGUGGUUUGACAACUCAUUAUCGUAUUCAUACCAAAGAGAAGCCUUUCCAGUGUACACUCUGUACAAAAAGAUUUUCAGUUUCUAGCAAUUUGACUGUUCAUAUGCGUACCCACACCAAAGAGAAACCUUUCCAGUGUACAGUCUGUACAAAAAGAUUUUCUCAUUCAAGUGGUUUGACAUAUCAUUAUCGUAUUCAUACCAAAGAGAAGCAUUUCCAGUGUACAGUCUGUACAAAAAGAUUUUCACGUUCUAGCCAAUUGACUGUUCAUAUGCGUACCCACACCAAAGAGAAACCUUUUCAGUGUACAGUCUGUACAAAAAGAUUUUCAGUUUCUAGCAAUUUGACUGUUCAUAUGCGUACCCACACCAAAGAGAAACCUUUUCAGUGUACAGUCUGCACCAAAAGAUUCUCUCUUUCUCAUAGCUUGACAGUUCACAUGCGUAUUCACACCAAUGAGAAGCCUUUCCCGUGUACAAUCUGUACCAAAAGGUUCUCUCAGUCUGGUAAUUUAACUUCUCAUAUGCGCACUCAUACCAAAGAGUGAACAGUAUUUAAAAAAAGUUCUCUCAGUGUGGAAAAAUGAAUCAUUAUAUUAUGCGUUGUCACACAUCAGUUUAGAAUGUCUGAGUGUCUUCUCUAUUGGUGUGCUGUCUGUGUAAUAUCUUUCCAAUAUGUUCUUAUUAAAAAAACUGUAUUAUUUGGAAGAUUUCCAUUGCAAAAUAAGUUGACUGGAUGUUCCAUCCACAAUAAUUGUGAAUUAAUUCUUCAAAUAUCAAUAUGGUCUGUAUAAAAUAAGUUGUGACUUGAAAGAAAUAUCCAUGUUGCCAAAUUGUGCAAAAUUUCAAUCUUUUCAUGCGAGUCCAUAUGACAGGAUCUAUUCAAUUCGACAACACUGUCGAUGCUGAGUUGUCAAUAUGAAUAUAUCCAGUCAUAUGAGAUUGCAUGAAAAGAUUGAAAUUUUGCACAAUUUGGAAACAUGGAUAUUUUCUCCAAGCCUCGACUAAUUUUAUACAAACUCUUGUAUCAUGUUAUAUUGUUCUCAGUUACAUAAUAGUUUAUUCAUAGAUACAUAAGGCGGUUCCCAGCUA